Messenger RNA from Wasmannia auropunctata (little fire ant), 3135 nucleotides. RefSeq names its product metal transporter CNNM4-like (gene uex). Gene Ontology annotation, molecular function: transmembrane transporter activity. The transcript is spliced from 14 exons. Lineage: Eukaryota; Metazoa; Arthropoda; Insecta; Hymenoptera; Formicidae. The record is from RefSeq and is a predicted model, not a curated record. Gene Ontology annotation, cellular component: plasma membrane. The coding region runs from base 1 to 3081 and encodes 1026 amino acids. Gene Ontology annotation, biological process: transport; magnesium ion homeostasis.
AUGAUGGCGCAGUAUGUCGGCCGUACGCGAUUUGCGCCGGCGACGAUUCUUUUGCUGUUUGUUUUUGUGUGCGUCGCCCAGCUAGCGAAUGCCGGCGCGUCGACCUCGACAUCGUCGGCGACGGCGGCGGUGACGGUGACGGUGACGGGGACGGGGACGGGUGCAGUGACGGCGGUCGACGACGACGGCGACGACGACGACGACGACGUUCGGCCGCGCGUGCUCCAGAUUGCGGUGAACUCGGUGGCGGUCGUCCCGUUGUCGCCGCUGCCACCCGGUGCCAAUCCCGCCGGCGACAAUCGUCGUCGAGUCCCUCACGUCGAGUUCCUGGGCGCCGGCCUCGGUCGCGAUCUCGCGCCACGAUGGUCGCCGUCGAGCCGCGAUUGCCCGCGGGACGCGGGCAACACUUUGGACGCGGUGUGGACGUCGUCGGCUGGCGACCGCGCGGUCUACAGAUUCCGGACUGUUCCGGACGCGAAGAUUGCCGACGUCUAUUUUUGCCUGAGAAACGGCAGCGACGAAAAAUGGAGCAACCUCGGCGAUCGCAUCUCGAUCAAGUGCCCGGUACAAUCGGAAAAGUACUCUCGUGCGCGGCGCGACGGCCCGUUCGACGACAAUUCGAAAGUCGCCCCGGACAACACGGGCGUACAUAUCGAAGGGCUGCGAAUAGACACGGCCGACAAGGAGCCCAGUCACGACGAGCGGGGUAUCCCGCGGAUUCUCGCCGGGACCAGGGCGGUAAUCCGUUUGUUCGGCACCGGUUUCACGAAGGACACUUUGAUCACCUUCACCGACGUGCCGGCGAAAAGGGGCGUCGUGUGCGACAAAAUCAAGAGCGACGAGUUUCUGGUGGAAAACGUGGAGAAGACUACGGCGACCAUUCGCGUAGUACUCCCCCUGGGAUCGUUGCCGUUUUACGUAUGCGCAAAACAGCCGUUGUACGAAAAAGAGAAAUUCGGGAAGGACGAGAAGGACGUGCUGUUCAAGCACCAGGGCACCGCGCUGUACAACGCUAUCAGCACAUAUGAGAAAUUUCUACCGCUCUGGCUCACUAUCUUGAUCAUUCUCGUUUGUCUCAGUUUGUCCGCACUUUUCUCCGGUCUCAAUCUCGGUUUAAUGGCGAUAGAUAGGACCGAAUUGAAAAUACUCGUCAACACCGGUAGGGAAAAGGAGAGAAAAUAUGCGAGAACUAUUCAGCCAGUAAGAAAUCACGGAAAUUACCUUUUAUGUUCGAUUCUGUUUUCCAAUGUUCUUGUCAAUUCGAUAUUCACGAUAUUGCUGGAUGAGUUGACAUCCGGGAUUGUCGCUGUUAUCUGCUCGACAUUAGCUAUUGUCAUUUUCGGCGAAAUCUCGCCGCAGGCCAUUUGUAGCAGGCACGGAUUGUGUGUCGGCGCAAAGACUAUCUAUCUGACUAAAUUGACAAUGCUAAUUACUUUUCCGUUAAGUUAUCCAAUCAGCAAGUUGCUCGAUUCCAUUCUCGGUGAAGAAAUCGGGAAUGUGUAUAAUCGAGAACGCUUGAAAGAGCUGAUCAAGGUAACGAGCACCGAUUUAGAGAAAGAUGAAGUAAAUAUAAUUGCAGGAGCGUUAGAACUGCGGAAGAAGACCGUAGUGGAUGUUAUGACGAGAAUCGAAGAUGUAUACAUGUUGAACUAUAACGCUAUUCUAGACUUUGAAACCGUGUCUGAGAUUAUGAAAUCAGGGUUCUCACGUAUACCGGUGUACGAAGAUGUAAGAACGAACAUAGUAACGAUGCUGUAUAUCAAAGAUCUUGCUUUUGUCGAUCCCGACGAUAACAUGCCUCUCAAAACGCUAUGCCAGUUUUAUCAAAAUCCGUGUAAUUUUAUUUUUGAGGAUGUUACGUUGGACAUAAUGUUCAAACAAUUCAAGGAAGGUCACAAAGGUCACAUGGCUUUUGUGCAAAGAGUUAACAACGAAGGCGAGGGCGAUCCGUUUUACGAGGUGAUCGGUUUGAUAACGUUGGAAGAUGUUAUUGAGGAAUUGAUUCAGGCUGAGAUUAUUGACGAGACAGAUGUGUUUACGGAUAACAGAAGUAAGCGUAAAAGGCAGGUUCGUUCGAAGAUGCCGACGGACUUCACUAUAUUCGCGGAGAAAAAGGAAAACCAGCGGAUUCACAUCUCGCCACAAUUGACGCUGGCGAUGUUCCAGUACUUAUCAACAACUGUGGACACGUUUAAAUCCGACGUUAUAUCGGAGACGAUUCUGCGACGUUUACUGAAGCAAGAUAUUAUUUAUCACGUUAAAGUGAAGUCGCGUGAGAAAGCUAAAGCCGAUCCGGCCGCGAUAAUUUAUCAGCAGGGAAAAGCGGUCGAUUAUUUCGUGCUAAUUUUAGAGGGUCGCGUUGAAGUGACGGUCGGAAAGGAGAACAUGAUGUUCGAGAGCGGCCCUUUCACGUAUUUCGGCUCGCAGGCUCUCACCGCCAACAUCGGAAUCGCCGAGUCGCCCACGAACGCGAACCCGCAGACGGUCGGGAGCAUUCAGUCGGUCAAUUUGGAUUCUAUGCUGCGUCACACCUUCAUACCGGACUACACGGUGCGCGCGGUGACCGAGGUAUUCUACGUGAAAGUCAAGAGAUCCCUGUACCUCGCCGCGAAGCGCGCCACCCUCCUGGAGAGAAGCCAAAAGGAUCCGCUGCCUAGUCAGGAACAGUUCGACGAUGAAGUGGAGAAGUUGCUGCAUUCACUGGAGGAGGACGAUCGCAGUGUACCUGAAUCUCCGAUAUUGCCCGCGGACAGACUGACGGACAGCGAGCGGGGAAAGGACGCCGUCACUCACUCGCCCAUACGCAGCGUCACGGCGCCGACGUCGCCGCUUCCGGUCAGCGCCAGUCCGAUCACGAAUUCGAAGUUCAUCUCGCCGCGGAACGAUGGAAAAAUCAGGAAUUCAACAGCGAAGGUACAAACGAGCCCAGUGGAGAUGCAACUUAAACGCGACUCGUUGAGCGCGCUCGAUGCGGACGUUCUCGCACGGCAGUCCGAGAUGGCACGAAUGUCGCCCGCCAUGAAGAAGCUGAGCGGCGACGAGGAACGAACAAAUCUCUUGCCUAAACAGGAUAACUCUUAACGCUUGCAGAACGGCCGACGGCACUCGCUGCUGUCGGCGAGGUCGGUGACGUUG